AUGACCGUCGAGAAAAAAGAAAAGAAGGAUGAGAGUGGAUUCGCACAGCAUGUCGGUGGUUACAACAGGGAGAAUGGCUAUCAUCCGGGCAGUCCCCGUCACGGUAUGGCAAAAAAUGAGUACGCAAUGUCGUACACAAACAGUCCGGCCGACAAGGACAUGAAAGAGAUUAAGGAAAGUGCGUAUCCCCGCGAGGGCGGAUUUGGCAAUUUCGGGUACAACAAGGAUGCUGGCUACAGCGCAGCAAUGAGUGAGCGAAUGCACGGCAAUGUUUCAGCACAUACCACGCCGAGCCACAGCAUGGCGAGCAUUUCUGGUGCCAGCAACGGGCACAGCAUGCCCUUCAAUAUGCCCCAUCCCUCGUAUCCGAGACCAUAUCCUUAUAAGGAAUAUUAUCAGAGGAGAUACAACGAUUACCAGAAAGACUUCAUAAUAAACAAGAAAAAGGAGGAUUUGAACUUAAAUGACGCUAUCUCGUUCCUGGAAACGGUAAAAACAGUUUUUUCAGAGGAUCCGUCGAUCUACGAUAGCUUUUUGGAAGUAAUGAGAGACUACAAGCAUGGAAAAAUUGAUGCAGGUGGCGUGGUGCGUGCCGCUACAACGCUUUUCAAAGGCAAACCGGAGAUACUUGAGGGAUUCAACGACUUCCUGCCGCCUGAGUAUAAAAUCGACCGGGGUAACAGGAGACGCAUGCGAAUGGAGCCGCCAGGUCGACCUAUUGAGCGUAUGAAUGAGAGAUUUAUACCCUCUCACGAACGCAUGAUGGACAGACCAGAGCGAAUCACCGAUAGAAUUCCACCUGAUCGGAUGGGGGAAAGACCGGUCCCGCACGAUAGGAUAAUCCCGAAAGAAAUACCCAAGGUAAUAGAUGCGAAGCAGUUUGUACCGGGCAACAACCCGCCAAUCAAUGCGUGGGAUGGUCAGCAGGCAGAAGAGCAGACUGUUGCUCUGAAUUUCAUCAAGAAGGUGAAAAGUAAAUUGAACAACAUGAAAUUGUACAAGGAUUUCAUAGAGGCACUCACACACUACCAGAAAACGAAGGAUGAGCUUGUCUUGGCAAAAAUAAAGAAAAUACUGGGUGAUAACAGAGACUUGAUUGAGGAGUUUUUGACUUUUAUGCCCAAGGGCGAGGACAGCGCUUUGGCGGAGGUGAAGAAGAUUUUGGAAGCCAAGAAUGUGUAUGAAGAGUUUUUGAAGGCUAUGAAUCUGUUUAAUCAGAAGUUAAUGGAGGGAAGGGAGCUCAUCUUCUUUUUGCGUGCGUAUAUCAAGGAUGAAAAAAUGAUCGAGGCAUUUAAAGAACAUUUGGGACAGCACAAUGCAGGUCUGUUUGAGAGUAAGGGUGACAAAUUCGUAAAUACAGAGGAUCUGGGUGGUAUUUUGGGGUCUUACAGAAUAUACAAAGAUAAGGGCUUUAGAUCCAAUCAGGACUCUCUGUCAAGACAGGUCCUCAAUCACAUUUGCUACUCCUUCCCGUUGUAUGCGAGUGAAGAGGAAGAUGUUCAGUUCAAACGAAGCGCGUACAUGGAGACGUUGUACAGGUUGGAAGAUGAACGCUAUGAGAUUGAGCUUCUGAUAGAGCGGGGAGAAUCACUAAUUUUCUCGUUUGAGGUGUUUCUGAAUUCCGAGCGCAGUAAGAAUGCAGAGAACGAUUAUACAGGAGAGGGUGACGAUCAGCUGCAGGACGAGUUGGAUCUGUCGCAGUUGCACAUGCCUGCACCGCUUGUCAACGAACUAGUACUUUUUGUUUACGGCGAUCGGGGAGAAGAAAUCUUUGAGGAGCUGAUUGGCAAGCCCAGGGCUGCGAUGCCUGUGAUCCUGAAGAGAAUGUACAAACUGAUCAGGUAUUGGAAACUGGAGCUUAGAGAAAAAGAGAAGCUUUGGAAGGACACCAAUGAGCGGGCGUUUUACAAAGCACUAGAUUUCCAUUUAGACUUCAAGGCAGCAGACAAGAAGUACCUCAAUUUCCGGAAUUUCGUCAAGCAUCUUGGAUGUGACAUUGAUGUCUCCAAGAUGGAAGGUAUGAGAGAAUUGGUCACGGAGCUGUACAAGCUGAAACAUAGUGACGACUCACUUGACGAUGUUCUUGCUAUCAAAGACGGGAGGGUUGUUGUAGAGACAGCCGCAAGGCUGCGAUAUCUUUAUUUAUUGAUGGAGAGGUUUGCAGAGAUCAAGGAUGAGCCGUUUUUUACAGAUGUUAUAGAUCUGUUGAAAGGCCAUUUGGUAACGCCCGUGGCCGAUUUUGAAGAGAAAUUGCGAAUAGUGAGUAAGGCGCGAGCAUACAAGCUGGCAACCAUCGACAAGCUGCUUGAUAAGAUUAACAAAAGGGAAAACGGACAUGAUGAUAUGUACGAAGUGUCGCUUACCAACCGUUUAGUCAUACGAUCGAAGAAUGAGGAAGACGAGUACGCGGAGAAAUAUUCCACGAAUGAUAUUGACAAUGAAUAUAUCAGAGACAAGGUGUUUAUGGAACGAGCUCUUAGAGACUGCUGUUUUUGCUUCUGCUAUAGAAUUACUGUGAAGAUAUGUAGGAAAAGCUACAAAAUUAAGUACUCUGAGGAUGAGAUUGAUUACGUAUUUAGAAAAGGUUUCCGUAGGCAGAUCCGGACAACAAAAUAGAUGUGAAUUGUUUUUAUGUUGUCCCUAUCUGUGAGAGUUCGUGUUUGGAUCAGAUAAUUUGUUAAAAUAAAAAUAUGUUCAUAUUCCGUA
Vavraia culicis subsp. floridensis is the source of this 2706-nucleotide messenger RNA. RefSeq lists its product as uncharacterized. NCBI's taxonomy places the organism in Eukaryota, Fungi, Microsporidia, Pleistophoridae. The transcript has a single exon. The record is from RefSeq and is a predicted model, not a curated record. Bases 1 to 2616 code for a protein of 871 amino acids. Gene Ontology annotation, biological process: regulation of DNA-templated transcription. Gene Ontology annotation, molecular function: transcription corepressor activity.